UCUGUUUAAAAACAGGACGUACGCAGCUUAACCGCGGCUUCCGCUUCCGGCUUGACAGGGAAGAAGGCAAUAGAAGGCAAUGAACACACAUUGAAGAAUCCCUACACCACUUAUGUUGAACUUUUCAAGGGAACGUAUUCUUUUUUGCUAGCUGGUUAAGUAAAUUCUCAUAGCUGAGAUGUUGUUAAAACACAAGCCCGGUGCAGUGGUUUGGGCUCUAGCUUUUUGUGCUUUGCUCGCGUUUGCUCCUGAAGGUAAAGCACAGAAUACCACAGAGCAGUGGGGCCAAGAGCAACAACGCAACAAGACCGCACUUCCUUUACAACUUCUCGCAAGACUGCCAGUGCGCCGUGACGUCAUUGUCAGGGAGGGCUCCAGUGCUGUGAUCUCAUGUGAUGUUGCUGAAAGUCAGGAUGCAGAUAUUGUUUGGUACAACUCCAAGGGACACGUGCUGGAGGAAGCUGAAGGAGGAGGAGGAAAGUGGCAGGUUUUGGACAGGGGAGUGUUGAACAUCACUGCGGUUGCUUUUGAAGACCGAGGCCGCUACACCUGCAUAGUGCACCGCUCCUCCGGGAACUCAGAUUACACCAUCACUCUGCGUGUAAUCUCCACCCACGGCGACAUGGGGCUGUACUACGUGAUCGUGUGCCUGAUCGCCUUCACCAUUGUGAUGGUCCUCAACAUCACCCGCCUGUGCAUGAUCAGCAGCCACCUGCGCAAGACCGAGCAGGCCAUCAACGACUUCUUCCGGACCGAGGGGGCCGAGAAGCUGCAGAAGGCCUUCGAGAUUGCCAAGCGCAUCCCCAUCAUCACCUCAGCCAAAACGCUGGAGCUGGCCAAGGUGACCCAGUACAAGACCAUGGAGUUCGCCCGGCACAUGGAAGACCUGGCUCGGAGCAUCCCACUGCCUCCACUCAUCCUCAACUGCAGGGCUUUCGUGGAGGAGAUCUUCGAAGCCGUGCGCAUAGACGACCCGCUGCACCCGUGGCAGGCGGGUCGAGGGGGCCGGGCCAUCGGGGGCUGUCCAGAUGGGGUCUUCACCAUCGAGUCUGGAGAGGAUGCUGUCCCCCCUCAGCAGGGUCAGGAAAUAGCAGUGCAGGCAUCCGUCCAUCCUGCAUCGCACAGCCAGCGAGACAUGGACACGGUUUCCAGCAGCAGCUGUCAUUCAGAGCAAGACGAAUCGACUGCUGUCAUGUUGGACCCAAGCGAGCAGAAACAUGUGGUUUAUUAACUUCCCCUACAGCACAGUGUAGCAUUCUUCUUCUCUCCCAUCUGCUUUUAUAUAUGCAGGCUGUAAACUGGUCCAUUCUCCACUCACUUGGCCGGCAUACCCAGCCAUUAGGUUUGCUGUGCUGUGAGCAGUUAAAAAGAGAGAUAAAAAAAAAAACACACAAUCAGAGUGAUGUGUAUAUUUCUAGUUUCUGUAUCUAUUUAUUAAUUCUUACUGCUGUUUUCCAAGAUAAUGAAAUGCAAUACCCACUAGAUGGUGAUGUUGUACACAUUUUAUGGUUUACUGUAGAGACUCAUUUCAGUACUACCAGCUGUUGCAACUAAUAUAACAGUGUGACAGGAAAUGAAAGGGGUAAGUAGUGGAGAUUUAGUUUUAGUCGUUCUCAGAAAUGAAGAUACAUAAUGUGUUUUCCAGUAAUGAAACCAUGCAAACGGUGCUCACUCUUUACAUUGCUAUCUGUGUCUGUAGAACUUGUCAGCUGGUAGUCUACCGUGAACAAGAUAGCAAAGUAAGAUGUGCUGGAAUGCAUCCUUGAAUGAUGCAAUAGAAAGGCAGAGCUGUAUUUCCAGUAGUAAAAGCAUUCUUGGUGCAAUAGCAAGGCAGAUCUGUAUUUCCAGUAGUAUUUAGGCUCCUACUGAAAUCUCUUUACCCUGCCUUUUGGAAGCACUUCCAGAAGGAGGCUUUUUUGACCAAACUGAACACCUCUUAAACAAAGUGAUCUGACUGCCCUUCUGUCCUCUGGGCUCUGCGUGAUUUAAAGCCAGACUCUGCGCAGUGCUAAGCUGACAUCCUUUUUGAUUUAACCAGCUGUGAUGAAGUGUGUGUGCUUUUAAUUCUCCAGAUGGUGGUUUAAAUUCCUUUCGCAAUGCCUGCGAUGAGACGUUGCAGCAGUGAAAUCCUCCAACGUUACGUGAAGCGUUCCGCUCAGGUUUUGGAGUCGGUUCACGAACAAAGACGUAACCGUGCAGUGGGAACACCUGUAAUGUGUAAACACUCUUUUGGGGUAUUUCGUUGGACUUUGUGCCAACCCUGAUCUAAAUUGUUCAAUUGAACCCAUUUAACCCUCCGUCCAGACCCUGAAGUUGUUCAUUAAAUCAUUUUACCUGUUACGCCUGCAGUGGAAUGGUCCUCCAGAUCCGGGAUCGGACAGCCUUAUAGGGUUUCAUGAUAGGAAUUGCAAUAGAAUUAUUAUUAUUAUUUUUUUUUAAUCCCUUAUAAAACUUCACAAUUUCUGUAAAUGCCAGGGAGGUGCAGACAGCAGCACAGAUCCUGAGCCUCUUCUAAACUCCAUUGAAUAGCUGUAAAAGACUCUGUCAUUUUAAUAAGGAAGCCCUUUUACAGGGAUCACAAUAAUUGGGCAACUGUCAGCCAUGUGGAAAGAACAACAAAGAAACAAGCUCAGAACCGAUUUCCUUGUCGGAUAAAACUGCUGCCUGUAUCAGGGACUCUUCUAAAGGUGUGUUUUUAAAGGUAAAGGUGUGUCAUCCUAUCAAUUGUAUUAUUAUCAUUAGUAUUUCACAACUGUUCGUUCUGGCUGAAACACUUCUGCAAACACAUAUUUGAAAAAAUUCUGUGUUUCAAGAUGAAGUUGGUUCAUCAGGAACAGACUGAAGGUCAUUAAACUUGUGUAGAGCGAACUAGA
Polyodon spathula (Mississippi paddlefish) is the source of this 2873-nucleotide messenger RNA. Its product is annotated as microfibril-associated glycoprotein 3-like. The record is from RefSeq and is a predicted model, not a curated record. The transcript has 3 exons. The coding region runs from base 179 to 1231 and encodes 350 amino acids. Lineage: Eukaryota; Metazoa; Chordata; Actinopteri; Acipenseriformes; Polyodontidae.